AUGUCGUUUUCCAUGGUUGCAACCCCCUUUUCGUACUACGAAUCGGACGAUUGUGGAUACUGUCUGCUCAAGAAAAUCCCAAAACCUCUCGCUUCAAAAGAGGUCCCCCAAAAUGCUGCCUGUCCUUCAAAACCAGUCCAUAUCUCGAUUGGAGCACAGAUAAUCACCAUGACGGUGGAAACAUACGAGAAAUGUAUGAAUUUGGGCUUCCGGCGGUCUGGUGUGUUUCUCUAUAAAACAGAUAUGCUCCGUAAUUGCUGUAGAAUGUAUACCAUCCGGACCAACAUGCUGCAGAUGAAGAUAUCGAAGGAACAUCGUCAAGUGGUGAAUCGCUUCAAAAGAGCGAUUGCAGAUACGCCGCAAGAUGAAACUCUGGCUAAGACCUUUGACUUGCGCUCGUUGAUCGACGCGGAACAGAAGAGCUCUCGCUUCACCACCACCUACGACAGUCCCCAUUUCACUGUAGAGAAGUAUGAGCUCUAUAAGAAGUAUCAGACCAUCGUCCAUAAAGAUCCACCGGAAGAAGUGUCUGAGAAUGGGUUCCGCCUGUUCCUUAUCCAGACUCCUUUUACUCGCGAUGCCAUCUUGGGAGACGAAGAAGAAUGGGCUCUGUUAGAUACCUGGGUCAAGGAUUGGCGCCCAGACUCUCCGCUGGCUAAAUGCACACGCAAGGGACCUGUUCACGAAUGCUACUAUCUAGAUGGAAAGCUCAUUGCGUUGUCUAUUCUCGACUUUCUUCCGGGCUCUCUCUCGUCUGUGUACUUCAUCUACGACCCAGACUAUGCCCAUUUGUCUUUGGGGACGCUCCUGAGUCUCCGUGAGAUCCUAAUGUGCAAUGAGCUUGGGAUUCCAUACUACUACUUGGGCUACUACAUCGAUGAUUGCAAAAAAAUGCGCUACAAGGCCAAGUUUGGUGGCGAGAUUUUGGACGUGUGUAACAAUGUGUUCGUGCCAUUUGAAAAGGUCGACAGCUUGUUGAAAGGCGACCAGCUCUGGACGCUUGGAAACAUUGGAUCCGAGACGAAUGCUUCCGACAAAUUGGCCAGUCUGUUAAGCUCGGAGCCCCAGCUCGACUUGGAUGUGGACCCUAAAGUAUAUCAAGGACAAGUGUCCAACUCUGCGGAAAGUAUCUACGGCAAUGAGGCCACGUAUUCCGAUGCGAAGGAAGAAUUAAUGACAAUUUACAACAAUUACGACGUCAGCGACAUGGAAGUGCCCCUUGUACUUCCUGGCGCUAUUACCAUAAGACAGAUCAAGGAGAAGCUCCUUGACCCGGAAACCAAUCUUCUGGGUUGGUUUUUCGAUGGCGAUAAUCAAGAGGUGAACACUGAGUUUGCUAAAAUGGACUCCAUGAAAAGACAAUUCUUAUUAGAUUGUAUCCGUCUUUUGGGAUAUGAUAUAUGCCAAAGCUUGUUAAUACUCAGCUUUUAA
Molecule: messenger RNA, 1431 nt
Organism: Australozyma saopauloensis
Lineage: Eukaryota; Fungi; Ascomycota; Pichiomycetes; Serinales; Metschnikowiaceae
Product: arginyltransferase
Exons: 1
Coding region: 1-1431 (476 amino acids)
Biological process (GO): protein arginylation
Cellular component (GO): cytoplasm
Molecular function (GO): arginyl-tRNA--protein transferase activity
Source: RefSeq, a predicted model, not a curated record